Messenger RNA from Actinia tenebrosa (Australian red waratah sea anemone), 622 nucleotides. RefSeq lists its product as uncharacterized. Gene Ontology annotation, biological process: cell-matrix adhesion. Gene Ontology annotation, molecular function: calcium ion binding. The record is from RefSeq and is a predicted model, not a curated record. Lineage: Eukaryota; Metazoa; Cnidaria; Anthozoa; Actiniaria; Actiniidae.
CAUUAUCUUACUCUAUAGUUCUGGUGACGUAAUGGUCGUCGACAUCGACCAGAUAGAAGGAUUGAACAUCUUCAAAUCCCCUGACAGCCAAACCAUUCAAGCUACCGGGAAUGGAAUGCAAGGACGAGUAUUCRUUCGUCUUGAAGACUCACGAGGAGAAGAGGACCACAGGCUUAGAUGUGUGAACUGGUACUACCAGCAAGGAGAUGCUCGCGCAUUUACACAGUCAUUAGAACCAUGUCCAUGCAGUGAAUGGCAAGCAUGGAGAGAUAGAAGAUUCAGAUUUACCACGUGGAGUUGGCCUCGCAUUUGUUACUACUCCCGCUUUCCUUCCUCAUGGGGGUGGGGACAGGAGUGUUGUUACAAGUUUGAGAGAAGACAGCACUGGUGGGGGUGGUGGUGGUGGAUUAGCUUUUUGGCAAAUGGCUUUCCAGAUGGAGGCAACGCGCACAGGUUUCAUAAGUAUAGGUACCCCACUGAAUACCAGAAUGAUGAUAAACAGGCRUAUGAMGACUGCUGUAUCAAWAGYAACAUGUGYUGGAUGUACCAAGAAGCACGGCCAUCAGACRCGUGUUCACGUUACAUCCCACCGAGAUGGAGUGAGUAAAGWAUUGCAAUGGUG